Anarrhichthys ocellatus (wolf-eel) is the source of this 3022-nucleotide messenger RNA. RefSeq names its product methyl-CpG binding domain protein 1b (gene mbd1b). The transcript has 17 exons. Bases 341 to 2917 code for a protein of 858 amino acids. Lineage: Eukaryota; Metazoa; Chordata; Actinopteri; Perciformes; Anarhichadidae. Gene Ontology annotation, biological process: negative regulation of transcription by RNA polymerase II; DNA methylation-dependent constitutive heterochromatin formation. The record is from RefSeq and is a predicted model, not a curated record. Gene Ontology annotation, molecular function: zinc ion binding; methyl-CpG binding. Gene Ontology annotation, cellular component: nucleus.
UUUCCGCUAGUGUCAGUUGCAUGGAAGACCAGCUAGCUACGUUAGCUCUACCUCGUAAAGUAGUGCCUGUGGUGACCGGUGUGCCAAUACAUCUGGUGAUAUAUAACCCUAAAGGUUCUGUCAUGACUCACUGAACAGCUGUCAACCAUCCUGACGGCUCAUCUGCAUGAACCAAACCUUAGGGGCCCAAGGGUCAGGGGGGCUGCAUCCACAGACAGGUGUGACAACACACACACACACACACAGCUUUAAAUGGGAUGCGACUGCAGAGGGUAUCUUAAUUGUCAUCAGGAAAACAAUCGUAACCUUUGGAUCCUGAGCGGGUGCAGCAGCAGCAGCAAUGAACGAAGAACCACUGGAGACCCCGGUCCCUGUCAGAGCACCUGUGAUAAAAGAUGUGGAGGGACAAAGCACAGGGAAGAAAAGCAGCGACACCUCAGAGGCAGCACCAACACCAGCACUGGAGCCUUUGGCACCCUUAGACAGGGUCGAAACACAGGAAACCCACAGCUCAGAUCCUGUGAAGAAACCUCCAGACGAAGCAGACGAGGCGGCUAAGGCCGCUGGUGUUGAGCCUCCUGUUGACUGGUUUGAGCCGCUUGAGGAGGAUGACUAUGAGGAGGACAGCCUGGCAGGAGAAAGUGAAAGGAGUGAGAGCGUGGCGGGCGAGACGGUUUUCAAAAAAGUUUAUCAGUUUCAAAUGCCCCGCCGUAAGCGAUCCCAUCCUGAUGAAGGAUGGGAUGAAUGGUCAAUACUUGGAGAAGGUUGGAAACGCAAAGAAGUUGUCCGGCGCUCAGGUUCCAGCAUUGGACAGAAGGAUGUGUAUUACCUGAGUCCGCGGGGCGAUCGAGUGAGAAGCCGAGUGGAGCUGAUUUCAUUGAUGGAGGGACAGCUUGACUUGUCAACCUUUGAAUACAAGUCAGGAAAGUUUCACGAUGGCGAAGCACCACCCAUAAGAAUACGACACAGAGCAAAGAGAAAAGUCCGUGAGCGUUCAUCCUCAGAGUCCAGCUGGAUGGAGAGAGGAGAGGGCACCGACACUCCAGACUCGCACCACACGCCCACCCCCAGUCCGGGGCGUAAAAGCCUCCAGUCCAACCAGACAAGUCUCUCCUUGCACAGUACAAUAGGAACUCCUAACAAAGGCUCUCGCAGUGAGGAUCCACCCGCUGAAGAUAGAAUUAAACUUCCCCUCCCCUCAUCGUCCAGAGCGCUCCUGCUCCCCUCCAUAAACGGAGAGGUUGGGUCAGAGGACAGCACGCUGGUCUGUGCCAGAUGUGGAAUUUCCUUCACAGGCACAUGGUAUGACAAACAAAGGAAGAGGCCCUGCUGUCCCAACUGUUGGGCGGCCUCAAAGUCAAAAGAGCAUCCGAUGAUUCGUUUCAGAAAGUGGAUUCCUUGUGGACAGUGCGUGGGAUGCCACAACACAACGAACUGUGGGCAGUGUGCCAACUGCAAGCAUGGACUGCAGAGCCCAGAUUCCAGGAAACGCUUAUGUCGGAAACGCAAAUGUAUAUGUCCCAUUCGCAAGGGCCCUGGAAGUGGAGGCUUCCUGCCGCAGAAGCCUUAUAAUGACAUUCCUGACAUCAUGUAUGAUGACAGCAUGAGUUUCCAGAGUGAAUUUGCAGACUCGCAGCACCCACAGACACAGAGUCUCAAAAGCAGCGACACGGAGAACUUCUCAGUCAACGUGGACGUGGACAUCGAUGAUGACGAUGACAUGUCAACUGACGAUGAUGAUGAUUGGCAUAAGAAGCGGAAGCGACGGUCCUGUGGAGAAUGUAAAGCCUGUCUCUGCAGGAAAGACUGCGGCACUUGUGAUUUCUGUGUAGACAAACCCAAGUUUGGAGGCAGCAACAAGAAGAGGCAGAAGUGUCGACUACGCCAGUGUCAGAGACAGGCAAUGAGACACUUGCUGCCUUACCAAAUGGGACAAGCAGACCACGGGCCAGAUGCCCAAUUGCUGCCGGGCCGGCCGAGACCUCACUACACAUACAGCCGGAAGUCAUGUUUUAAGAAGAGUAGAGGAUCACAGUAUGGCCUGGACUUCACCGACAAUGAAGACGAUGACUGUAACUUAAAAGCAAUUAACUGGAGCACUGCGCCAGCCAGUGGUAGCAAAUAUUUCUAUGAACUGGAUAUAAAGAACCACCCAUCAUCUUCGCAGCAAUUGAGUCCAAUAGAUUUCAGACUGCAUAAUGGGCUUCCUGACCGAGUUCCUCACAUCAGCGGCAACCACAACAACUCUCAACUAGACCAGCAAAGCAGAUGGGAUGCAGUGAAAUCACAUGCAGCCAGAGACAGUCGAAAGCAUGUUGAAGAAAUGGAGGAUGAUGCUGACGAUGACGAUGAUGAUGAUGAAGAAGAGGAGGAAGAGGAAGAGGAGGAGGAGGAGGAGGAGGAAGAAGAAGAAGAUGACGACGAGGAGGAGUUGCCCAUGAUCACACAGAUCUUCAGCUUGACUGCUGACACCCCGUCUGGGAGUGGUGCAGACAUAGAAAACCAGCUGAUGAAACUGCUCCAGUCUUUGCGCUCCUCUGCAAUGCCGAUGCUCUGGUACGCCAUCAUGGUGGACGGCCCGCAGCUGCAGCUCAUCCAGUGCUCUAAACAGUCCAGCCUGAGUGACACCAUAGUGCUGAUCGACCCGGGCUUCUGCUACCAGGUCACCGUCCAAAAGCAGCCGCUGCUUCCCACCCACCCGCUGUACGACCAGUACCCGGCACGCCUCACCUCUGUGACUGAAGUGGUCGGCCUGCUUUUGGGCCUGGAGGAGUACGCCGUGUGCCAGGGACUGCCCCCCAAAGAGCCCUUAUCUAACGCAGACCCGAUCAUACUAGAGCGGGCGUCGACGUGUGAUUUCUUGGUCAAGAGGAAGGUGAGCGUCUGUACUAACUGCCGAGCGCUGCAGGGACUUUAACUUCAGCAAGAAGAUCUGUAACCACAGUGGAGACCACCGAUUCUCUGGUGCAACUUUUAUUUAUAUGUGUGUGUGUGUGUGUGUGUGUGUGUGUGUGUGUGUAUG